AUGCCAGAUAUGGAUAGAAUAUCCAACCUCUACUUAGGAGCACUGGGAAAACCACUAGAGAUACAUGUGCUUCGAGAAUGGACAUCGAACUUCAGGAAAAAGGACACAUGGUUCAUCAUUGUGGACAAACAUGGAGAUGCAAUCCAACUACUUGAACAAAAAAAAGAUGAAACAACUAUAGAAUCAAAACUACUACUCAAUGAAUGCUAUCGCAUUACAAAUUACACAUGUACAACUCCAGAUAAAUACCAAAAGAUUCUAGAUCACCCAGUUCACAUUAACAUUGGGGAGGCAUCAACAAUUGAACAAAUAUUUGAAUGUCGAUCCCUUCUAAAAGUAUGGUUUCGAUUCCAACCACGUGCUCACUUACAUACCAUAGCUGACAAGAACAUCGAAUAUCCAGAUUUCAUCGGGGUCCUAAUAAACAUAAGGGAACGAAAGAAGAAAAACAAGGAACCUGUCAUGGCAAUGACACUUGCAAACGCAAAUGCUGAGGAGAUCACAAUACUUUUAUGGAAAGAAUGCAUAGACUCACCUACAAAGUUUGACCGGAAUGUCAUUAUGUCUAAUCCCAACACAUCUGUCAUUGCUCUAACAAAUGUCAAGGCAACAAUGUAUAACGGAAGCUUAACCUUAACAAGUAGCAUGGCAACAUACCUAUAUAUCAAUCCGCCAAUUUUUGAAACCGAAACUCCUCUUCAAAGGUUUGGAACUGAAUUUCGUCCAAGGCUUAGUCCCAUAGUAGUAACAACUACGCUACAACAGCUCAAAAACUCAAAUUAUUCCGACAUUGAGGGGAAGAAAUUCGUCAUAGAGGCUACAAUAACAGACUUUACGUUCAAAGAUUGUUGGUACCAUGUUCCUGGCAAUACCUAUGCAAAAUCAACACACAAAAAGGGAAAUGGGUGGUUCUGUAUAUCACAUGGAACUAUCAAUGAUCCAAAAAUUCUUUACAAAGUUUCAACUGUUGUCAUAGACAACACAAACUCAAUGACAAUUUUUCUGUCAGAUGAAGCCACACAAACAUUGACAAACGCUACCUCAGAAGAACUGAUCAACCGCAAUCUAAGUCAACCAAGGGAUAUCCUACCCCCAACAUUAGAGAGAUGCAAAGGAUCAACAAGAAAUUGGUUUAUACAAUGCACAAAUUUAUCAGCCACCAACAACAUCCGCUUCAUAAUCACCUCAACAAGUGAAACUGGAAAUCGAGAACCCAAGGUUGUCAUCCCUUCAAACACACCAGUUACACCAAUGACAACAACAGAACACAUUACGGUCACAACAAAAAAGUCGACACCUGUUGCAACAACACUCAAAUCCGAAAAACGGCUAACAUUGAUGCCACUUAUGAACAACAACGACUAA
Messenger RNA from Lactuca saligna, 1365 nucleotides. Lineage: Eukaryota; Viridiplantae; Streptophyta; Magnoliopsida; Asterales; Asteraceae. The record is from the annotation of a GenBank genome assembly.